Molecule: messenger RNA, 2408 nt
Organism: Thalassophryne amazonica
Lineage: Eukaryota; Metazoa; Chordata; Actinopteri; Batrachoidiformes; Batrachoididae
Gene: nptx1l
Product: neuronal pentraxin 1 like
Exons: 5
Coding region: 250-1548 (432 amino acids)
Source: RefSeq, a predicted model, not a curated record
ACAUUGUGGAAUGACAAACAGUGGAACUGAUAAAAGAUUUAACAAGUUGGAGCCUGAGAACAGAAUGGGUUCCAUCUCCUGAAUGCGACGAGCCGAUUAAACGCCUGUGCGAUUCCCUCCCCUCCGGUGAUGAUGCAGUGAACCAGCUCUGCGCAGAACCAGAUCCGCUGUAUAAAAACGCCUGCGCUUCCAACACACGGAUUACAACAACGGACGCAACAGACCGGCGUUAUCUUAAAGCCCGCCAGCAUGCACGCCACAAAGAACGGGAUCUGCUGGAGACUUUUUCUAUUUUCCUGCUUGUUUUUGGACACUUGGUCUCAAGAUUUUGCGGGACAGACGCAGUUUAUUUGCACAUCCGUGCCAAGGGACGUGGACAUAUGUGCGGCCACUUUGCGGAACAGCGUGCCCGGAGAGGACUUGAAGACGACCGUCAUGCAGCUUCGAGAGACGGUUCUGCAGCAGAAAGAGACGAUCAUGAAUCAAAAAGAGACGAUCAGGGAGCUGACUUCAAAGUUGGCUCGCUGUGAGAGCCAGAGCGGCGUGGAGCCCGCGGACGCGCGGCCCAGCGGCCGCAGGAAAGAAACCGGCAGCAAAAACACGAUGGGGGACGUAUCGAGGGGCCCCGGAGACACUUUGACGCAACUAUCACAGACUUUACAGUCUCUUAAACAGAGAUUAGAACACCUGGAGCAGUUCAGCAGAAGUAACAACUCGGUGCAGGCAAACAGCCUGAAGGAUCUGCUCCAAAGUAAAAUCGACGACUUGGAGAAGCAAGUGUUGUCCCGAGUCAAUAGCAUAGAGGAAGGGAAGCCCGGACUCCGGAACGAGACGGAGCAGCGUGGAAGAGUGGAGUCCACGCUCACGUCUCUGCACCAGAGGAUCUCCGAUUUGGAGAAAGGUCAGAGAGAAAACAGGCCUCUGGAUAAGUUUCAGCUCACCUUCCCUCUCAGAACGAACUACAUGUAUGCCAAAGUGAAGAAGAGUCUGCCUGAGAUGUAUGCUCUGACUGUGUGCAUGUGGCUCAAGUCCAACGCUUCCCCCGGUGUAGGCACGCCAUUCUCCUACGCAGUUCCUGGUCAGGCCAACGAGCUGGUCCUCAUAGAGUGGGGAAACAAUCCAAUGGAGAUACUAAUCAAUGAUAAGGUAGCCAAGCUGCCGUUCCUUAUUAAUGAUGGAAAGUGGCAUCACAUCUGUGUGACCUGGACCACCCGUGACGGUGUUUGGGAGGCUUUUCAGGAUGGUGUCAAGAGGGGCAGUGGGGAGAAUCUGGCUCCGUAUCAUCCCAUCAAACCACAGGGUUUGUUGAUCCUCGGACAAGAACAGGACAUGCUUGGAGGAGGUUUUGAUGCCACACAAGCUUUUGUUGGAGACCUGGCAAAUUUUCACAUCUGGGAUCGAAAACUCUCCGUCGGAGAGAUCUACAAUCUUGCCACUUGUAGCAGCAAAGCUCAGGUGGGCAACGUUUUUGCGUGGUUGGAAACCAACCUUGAGGUUUACGGUGGCGCCUCGAAGUGGACAUUUGAAGCUUGUCGCCAGCUGAACUGAGUUCAAAGGGGGAGGGGGCACAAAAAAUGAAUCAAUCAAUGCAUUUGUCUCUCGAUGAGAUAUGAAAGAUGUUUAGUCGAACGGAACCUGAAUUUAUGAUAGGUAUCCAAAUAAAUUGUUUGUGUGAUAGAUUUCUACUAGGCUUUCUUGCGGGUGGCACGCGACAGGAACGACGUGUCAGCAACCUGCGGUGCUUAAAGCACAUUUAUUUUAAAACGCAGGUGAUGCCGGUCCUCCGUGCACAGGACGACAAACGGAACGAGAGACCAGCGUCAAAACUACAGUAGGAGGUAGUUUUUAGUGGACCGAUGCCACGCAGAAACAUAAAAAUGAAUUCCUUCAAUUUUCUUUGUCAACUGCCAGGUGUUUUCACUGUGAAAAAGAAAGACAUAAAGAAACCGAGUUACCAAGUAGAUGACAUUCUCUCCUCUCUCUGUCACUAUUCUUUCUCUCCCGCCACCUGCUCGAUGUGAUUUUGUGUAACGAAUGACAUUUAUUGCCAACAUUUGAGCCUGAGUGCCUUGGGCUGUUGAGGGAAAAAAAAGAAAAGAAAAAGUCACAGCACAUCCACGUUGAUUUGAAGAGCGUUUGUGGUUAUUUUCUUGUAAAUUAUUUUCAAAACAGAUGUUUAAUGUAACAUUGGAGAUGGAAUUCUGUGGCUCAUAUUGCAGGUGAUUGUGGGAAUGUUGUCUGUACAAUAAGAGCAUGUCUUAAUUUCUGUAAAUGCUGCCUCAGCAUCAGCUUUGCUUUGACUAUCCUGCUUCGGGUUGAGGUUUUAUACCGUAUUGUUAUAUGCUUAAAGCAUGGCAGCACUAACAGAUGAAAAGAUUUAGUUUUUGUAAUAAAUUGUGAUACCUGAA